AUGUGGCCACGUGGCAUUGGUGACGUCAUCCUCAUCCUCGAUGGCGAUGAGCGAUUGGCCGAGGACCUCAUUCCCACAUGGAUCAAAGUCUACUAUGAGGAGAACAGGCUGAAACUCCCAGGAAAGAUCCUGCAGCAGUGGAGCUACCUCUGGGCUGACAACUACACUACAGCCCCUUACGUGGCCUUAAUAGAUGAUGACGUCAUCUUCAACAUGAAAGUAACGCCCGGGUUACUGUUCAACUUGACGAACGGCAAGCCGUACGUGAUAGGAAGUGCGCAGCGACAGCUGGACCACUGGUUACCCUCCACCAAGUUUUUUGUUGGCGAGGACAAGUAUUUCGCCAACUUCAUGGUGCAGCUGCCGUUUCUUAUGCCGACCAGCGUGCUGCCAAAAUUUAGGAGCCACGUAGCAAAUCUGCACAAGGAUAAGGGGGGAACCUUUGACUCUGCUUUCAAGUGGUUUUCAGAACGUGGACCUCGUUUUGAGCGGACCCAGAUCGCCCACACGACUAUUGGGAAUUACAUGUGGGCGUUUGCACAUGAUGAGGUGCACUGGGCUUUGGAAUGGACCAAUCACACACCGAUCCCUCGUGUCGGCGUGCAUCUCCCCUACACGCAGCCCUUUCGCGUCGCCACGAAUCACAACGAUAACGCGCCACGCGUUAUCAAGACCUACGUCCAGGUGGCGGCUUACUACUCGCACGAGGGCGUGUGCCAUGCGCUUCCUGAUGGGGAGCUGCCUGGGUGUGAUGAUGUGAACCGCUUCCCUCAGCAGCAAAUAUGGCAGUAUGCCAUGGAUUGGUAUGACUGGCCUGCUAUUAGGAAAAAGAAGGCUAACGCUACCAUAGUGUAUGAUCAGUACCAGAGUGAGCUGUCGUGCAUGUACUGGAAGGUAGCUCAGGUAGGGGCGGGUUGUGGAGGGGAGCCAAGAGUCCUAGGAACCACUGCGCAGGUGAGAGGGGCUGAUCCUGCAGGGAGGAGAAGAGAGCUCUUGAAAUUCCUUCAAGAGUGUAUCUCUCCCCAAGGUCAUAUUCCAGGAAGCUGA
Molecule: messenger RNA, 1047 nt
Organism: Closterium sp. Yama58-4
Lineage: Eukaryota; Viridiplantae; Streptophyta; Zygnematophyceae; Desmidiales; Closteriaceae
Source: the annotation of a GenBank genome assembly